Molecule: messenger RNA, 411 nt
Organism: Eptesicus fuscus (big brown bat)
Lineage: Eukaryota; Metazoa; Chordata; Mammalia; Chiroptera; Vespertilionidae
Gene: CCL16
Product: C-C motif chemokine ligand 16
Exons: 3
Coding region: 76-411 (111 amino acids)
Biological process (GO): positive regulation of ERK1 and ERK2 cascade; G protein-coupled receptor signaling pathway; positive regulation of GTPase activity
Cellular component (GO): extracellular region
Molecular function (GO): CCR chemokine receptor binding; chemokine activity
Source: RefSeq, a predicted model, not a curated record
GAGAGGGAACGGCCAGCAGCAAGAAGGACAUCUCCACUCAGCUGUCUCCUGAGGCUGAACGGCCCCACUGAGAGGAUGAAGGUCUUCGUGGCUGCCCUCUUCCUCCUCAUCCUCAGCCUCACCACUGCUUCUGCUUUCCAAGGCCAGCCAAGAAGUCCUGUGGCGGUGAACCUUUCCGCCAGCUGCUGCCUGAAGUACCAGUAUGAGGAGAAAGUGUUACCAAGGAAACGGGUGGUGGGAUACAGAAAGGCCUUCAACUGUUACCUGCCAGCAGUCAUCCUCGUCACCAAAAAGAACCGAGAGAUCUGCACCAAUCCCAACAAAGAAUGGGUCCAAGAUUACAUCAGGGAUCCCAACCUGCCUUUGCUCCCCCCUAGGAAGUUGCCCCAAGUUAAAUCCAUCAGAUCAUAG